CAAUUCUCUUUCGGAAGCUGAUCAAGGGACAUGUACUUCGAGCAGACGAGCAUGUCGAGACACAUAUAUCAAACUGUGAGGAACCAGAGAGAACAUCCGCUGCAAGACUUGAACGAACAGAUUCAACGCAGAAAAUAAGUCAGCGGACGUGAGAAUUUGAUGUGCACUCUUCUCGUUCUACCCACGUGUCACUGGCCAUAGCUCAGCUGGGCGAACAGAUAGGAUUGGAUUCCCCGUCCCGCUCACAGGCCAUCUGCCCAUCUCGUCCGCCCCGGCAGUCCCGCACCCUCGCGUCAUGAGCGCCUCCUCCUCCUCCGGCUGCCUCGCCCGGCCUGAAGCGGCCAAGGGGAGAUGACCCCGCUUCGUCUUCCGGCCACUCCGCCCCCGCCAAAAAUCCUCGCCGCGCCUUCUCCUCCUCCCUCUUCGCCGACUUCGGGAGCCGCGAAGAACAGCAAGCUCGCCGCGCCCGCGGAGGUUGUCGGCAGCGUAUUUGCCGGCGUCGACGGCUUCACCGUGCCCUCUAGCCAGAUAAGGCACCAAAAGAUUGCUGCUCCUCGGGGUCGCAAGAUGGGUGCCGUGGAUGCCGCCGGCGGGGGCGAGGUGGACGUGUUCGACGCCGGCCGGUGUGCCGACGGGUACGCGCUGGGGCUCGCCGUGGGGCGGCGGUUCGGCGAGGCCAUCCGGAGCAGGAUGCGCGGCGACGCCGUGCUGCGGCAGCAGCUGCUCCCGUUCGCGGCAACGGCGCCGGGGCGGCCGCUCGUCGAUGCGCUCCGGGACGCCAACCGCGCGAGGUACCCGCGGUACUGGGACGAGCUGGUGGGGACGGCCGACGGCAGCGGGGUCCCACUCCUACAUGUAAUUUUGGUCAACUUCAGGAAGGAGAUCCUGCCGUUCAUCACCAAUGAGGAUCAUCACCACGACGAGGAAGAAGCCGACGACGACUGCUCGGACGUGCUGCUCGUCAGCGAGUCGACGGCGAUCGCCGGACACAACGAGGACGCCAACGUCGCGCUGCUCGGCCACACGUACGUGGUGAAGGCCACGUCGCCGGACGGCUCGUCGUCGUUCACCGCCUACACCUACGCCGGCGAGCUCCCGACCUGCGCCUUCGGCUUCAACAGCAAUGGCGUGGCGUUCACCCUCGACUCUGUCCCGCCGGCGCGCGGCGAGGUCGUUGCCGGCGCCAUCGCCCGGAACUUCGUGUCGCGCGACCUCCUCGAAGCGACGAGCCUCGACGACGCCAUGAACACGGUGACCUCGCCGGACAUGUCGGUCGGCCACAGCUACAACCUGAUGGACGUCCGGCGGCGGCGGAUCGUCAACGUCGAGACCGCCUCCGGCAACCGCUUCUCCGUGCGCGAGGCCGGCGCGGCGCCCUUCUUCCACGCCAACAUGUACCGCCAUCUCCAGGUGGAGCAGGUUCACGACGAGAACUCCAUGGCCAGGGAGAGGAGAGCGGCGGAGUGGUCGCCGGACUCCAAGGAGAAGGCGCUCUCGCUGCUCGGCGACACGGCUGACGGCAAGUACCCGAUCUACAUGACCGGCCCAACGCUGUACACCCUGUGCACCGUCUUGGUUGAUCUCGACGAGGAGACGAUGACCAUCUACAAGGGGAACCCGAUGAACCGAGACGCAGUUCGAGUGUUCCGUAUGCUGUGAAAACUAGCAAAAUAGAUGAGCUUGUUAGUUCUUCAAGUGAGAGAAUUGGCAAAGCAUACCCGAUUCCUAUUUGUAAGUUGUAACUCAAAGAUGGGUCCGGAUUCUAACAGAGGAUCGUUGUUCAUGUGAGUUGCGCAGUGAAAAAAAAUUCCGUGCACAAAUGUUGUAGCCACAGUCACUGCAGCACCGUAGCAAUCAGAUCUGAUCCAUUCAUGUCUGAUUCAACGAUUAAAAAUCAGUACAAAUUCACUGUACUGUUUAUCUCUGUAAUAGUACAUGCUACAGAGGAUCCCAGCUCUUCGGGUUCAUAGCUUCAGAUUUUGUACACUCUAGGUGCCAUUUCAGAUUUUCAGUCAGUCGAAAAUUUGUUACAUGACCAUUCAUUUUUAUUUCUCUCAGUUUAAAUUUGGGGUGA
Oryza brachyantha (malo sina) is the source of this 2074-nucleotide messenger RNA. RefSeq lists its product as uncharacterized. The record is from RefSeq and is a predicted model, not a curated record. Lineage: Eukaryota; Viridiplantae; Streptophyta; Magnoliopsida; Poales; Poaceae. Bases 352 to 1659 code for a protein of 435 amino acids. The transcript is spliced from 7 exons.